Messenger RNA from Botrytis porri, 882 nucleotides. RefSeq lists its product as uncharacterized. Lineage: Eukaryota; Fungi; Ascomycota; Leotiomycetes; Helotiales; Sclerotiniaceae. The transcript is spliced from 3 exons. Gene Ontology annotation, biological process: protein transport; endosome transport via multivesicular body sorting pathway; late endosome to vacuole transport. Gene Ontology annotation, cellular component: multivesicular body; ESCRT III complex. The record is from RefSeq and is a predicted model, not a curated record. Bases 205 to 882 code for a protein of 225 amino acids.
UUAAAUAUCAGGGUACAAUUUAGCCAAGGCUGCUAAGAUCCAAGGCUACGAUUUUGGAAACGAAGCCGAACCAUUACUACAUGACGACUUGCACGGCUGCAUCGAACACACACCAUCAAAUAAUCUAUACGAAUUCACCUUACCUUCCCACUUUUCUCCAUUUCCCCUUCCUCUCAACCCCAACAUCCACUUCUAAUCACCACCAUGAAUAUCGUCGAAUGGGCAUUUGGCAAACGCAUGACGCCUGCAGAGCGCCUGCGCAAACAUCAACGAUCGCUCGAAAAAACACAACGCGAACUCGAUCGCGAGAGAACGAAGCUGGAAAAUCAGGAGAAAAAAUUGAUUCAGGAGAUCAAGAAGAGUGCGAAGAAUGGUCAAAUGGGCGCGGCGAAGAUUCAGGCGAAGGAUUUGGUCAGGACAAGGAGAUAUGUGGAGAAGUUUUAUAGCAUGAGGACGCAGUUGCAGGCGAUUAGUUUGAGGAUACAGACGGUCCGAACUAACGAACAAAUGAUGCAAGCUAUGAAAGGCGCUACCGGCGUUCUCGGCAGCAUGAACCGCAGCAUGAAUCUCCCAGCGCUUCAAAGAAUCGCCAUGGAAUUCGAAAAGGAAAACGACAUUAUGGAUCAGCGACAAGAAAUGAUGGAUGAUGCGAUUGAUGAUGUCACGGGCCUGGAAGAUGAGGAGGAGGGCGAGGAAGUGGUCGAACAGGUUUUGGAGGAAAUUGGAAUCGAUUUGAAAGCGGCGAUGGGGGAGGCGCCACAGGGUUUGCAGAGUCAGACGGUGGCGGAGGGGAGGGUGGCUCAGGCUGUUGGGGGUGGUGGGGCGGCGGAUCCGGGUGAUGAUGAUUUGCAGGCGAGAUUGGAUAGUUUGAGGAGGGAUUGA